Messenger RNA from Dentiscutata erythropus, 1646 nucleotides. The record is from the annotation of a GenBank genome assembly. NCBI's taxonomy places the organism in Eukaryota, Fungi, Glomeromycota, Glomeromycetes, Diversisporales, Gigasporaceae.
AUGUCUGAUACAAACGCGCAAGAAAAUAAGCAGAGAGGAUUAAAACAAGAUGAUUUUCGAAAGUUAUUACAGACUCCAAGGCCUGGAGACGCUUCGUCCAAGGGUGUUCUCGGUAUGGCAACUCCUAGACAGAGGAUGGCACCAGCAACACCAAGAGCUUUUGCUAAGCCCGAAACACCUGGAUCUAAACCAAAGAAAAGCAAUCGAUAUCGUAAACCUGAAGUUUCUGAUGUAGAUGCUAAUGACGCUAAAUAUCGUGAUCGUGCGGCCGAACGUCGCAAAGGUGCUAAUCCUGAUUAUCAAGAGACGGAACAAAUACUUAAAGCUCUUAAUAAUAGUGAAACUUUAGAAGCAAAAUUAAUUUAUGAACAAUCUAAAUACCUUGGUGGUGAUACAGAGCAUACUCAUUUAGUAAAAGGUUUAGAUUAUGCAUUACUCGCUAAAGUUCGUAAUGAAAUUACCAAAGAAGAAGUUAUUGAAAAAAUUGAUGAUACGGCAUUGGAAAGGAUUAAGGAGGAAAUGCAGGAGACUCCUAAAAUUAAUAGUCGGCUUGCUCAGAAUAUAUUUGAUAUUACUAUGUUAGAAUCUAAAAAAAAACCACCUAAAUUAAAUGAACUAUUUGUGGCUGGGAGGAUGGCUUAUAUAUUUGAACUUGCAGAUGAGGUCGGUGGAUAUAGUGAUCCUUUUGCUAUUCCUACAACUGUUAUUCGUAGUAAGGCUGAUAUAAGUGAUUCCACAGGGGUUGAUAAAUCUACCAAUGAUCUUGUCAUUGAAAAAAUAUCACGAGUGAUGGCUUAUAUGCGAAAAGGAGAACGAGCUAUUGGUGGUGAUACCAAAGAUAAAAAAUUGAAGAAAAGGCUUAGAGAGAAACAACCUGCUGAAGUUACAAUGGUAAAACUUGCUGCCAUUGAUGAUUCUGAAGAUAUAUUCGCUGAUGCUGGUAGAGAUUAUAAAGUUUUGAUCGAGAAUGAUAAUACGGUAGAUAAAAAAGAUGUUACACAAUUACCUGCGGAUUCUUCAAUUAACGCUAAUGCUGAAAAGUCAAAAGAUUAUUUUGGCUCAAAUCCGCAAGAGGUUGAAGGUGAAUCAAUGGAAAUUGACAAGCAACCUGAAAAUCAAACCUUGAAAACUUUAAUACAUCAAGCAGCAGCUGCAAAUGGUGUCAAAAGUAUAAAUGAGUCUUUAACAACUGAACUUGGUAAUGAUAAUUAUAAAUCUUCAAAGAAGGAUGAUAUUAAAAAACGGUUAUUUGGACAAGAUAGCUACGAGGGAGACUAUUCAACGUAUGGACUUGGUGUAAGUAGCUUGGCAGGUACACGAGAAAGUGCCUAUGAUUCUGGGCAUUCAGAUUCGGAUUCAGAUGGCACUGGCGUUGAACAUACUAUCCGGGAUCAAGGAGUUACUAAGAAUAAAAAAGCCCAAUUAUCACGAUGGGAUUUUGAUACCGAAGAAGAAUGGCAAGCUUAUAAGGAUAAUGUAACCGCCAUGCCAAAAUCAGCGUUUCAAUUUGGAGUUAAAACAGGUGAUGGCCGUAAAACUCGAAGAAGUGGAAGAGAGUUGACAGAAAAACAAAAAUUAGAUAGAGAUUGGCAAAAGAUCAGUAGAAUAAUGGAGCAAAAAUAUGGAAAUGAAGAAGGUGAAGAAGG